ACAUGAACAUAUUUGUUGAGCCAAUGAAAAAAUGUGAUUUCAAUCAACUUUUAGUUAUACUACAUGUGUCCACACUCUCUUUGCACAGUAGGGUUCAUACAGCUUUCCUAUAGGCUCCUGGCACCAUAUAUUUGCAUUUUAGGUGUGGCCUCUUCUUUACUUACCAUCUUUGUGUUGUCUGUUGCCCAAAGCUACUUAAACCUAUAGGCAUGUAUUAGUGUGAUAUAUAUGUGUUGAUUGCCAGGCCUCAGUGUUUGUAGGCUGCAAGAGCAAAUCACCUUUGUUGUGUGUUUCUAAUGUCACAGUAUGUUGACUUGGAGCUACAGAGUUCACUCUUGUGCAGUCACAGUAUUGUGUUGGUAGUUUUACGAAAAUAUGUUAAAUAUGUUGAGAAUACCUAUAUGUAACGGUGUACAAUAGUUAGCUUCUUUUAGUGAGUGAAAUUCCUGCUGAAUGGGUAUGGCGCCACCUGCUGCGGUCAGCGUGUAAUAGCUCAGAGACAUAUAUACACUAGACUCUGUGCACCCUCGUCAGUAGAGUGUGUGCACAUUGCUGUGGUGAGUACAGCUCUGCUUGGCUCAGCUAAAUAAAGCUGCUAAUAAUGCUGUUUAGUUUUAAUACUGCUUUAUGCUGAUAUUAUCUCUAAAUACAUGUCACAGAAACUAGUGGACCCAUUGGGCUAUCGUAAAAAGUGCUGUGAAUAAUUAUAAAUCUAAUUAUAAUCUGAGCUAGUAAUAUGCUAACACUAGCCUGUCUCUCUAGGUUGAAAGCUGACUGAAGCACAAGUAAAUGAUCUGUCCUGUGGCUGCCUUAUUCAUUACAGAACCACAUGAACAGGACAAACCAGUUCAGACUACAGGAUGACAGUCUCUGUCAGGAUACGCUUGUAAUGGCAGGAGGAUAGGAGGACAAAACACAUUAAAAAAAGAAUAAAAUUGGUAGUUGCAGAUUGAUUGUUUCCAUGAAGCAUGGCGUCUAAUAUGAAUCUCUCUGAGGAACAGGAGACAGAGAAACCUGACCGUUGUACAGAAGAAAAAGGAGCAGACCCACCUGAACCCAGCUGUGUGUCCAAGAAGAGUGAAGACUCAAUGACCAAAGUCCUAAACUUCAGCAACACAGACUGUACCACUGAGUUUAGUUGUAUAGAAGAAAAAGGAGCAGACCCACCUGAACCCAGCUGUGUGUCCAUGAAGAGUGAAGACUCAAUGAUCAAAGGCCUAAACUUCAACAACACAGACUGUACCACUGAGUUUAGUUUUAUUAAAGAAAAAGGAGCAGACCCACCUGAACCCAGCUGUGUGUCCAUGAAGAGUGAAGACUCAAUGAUCAAAGGCCUAAACUUCAGCCACACAGACUGUAUCACUGAGUUUAGACCCCAAAAGCAGACACUAGAUUCUACAAGUGAUUCAAAAUUGGAUUUCAUAUUUAAGGAGCUUGAGGACAAAGUCAUCGCUUUGCUUAAGGAUCAGCUGAAGAAAUUUAAGAAGUUACUUAAUCUAAGAGGGGUGGAGGAUGAGAAAGACCAGAAUAGUGUCAGCAAAGAAGCACUGACAAUCACACUGAAUGUUCUGAAGAGCAUGAACCAGAAAGACCUUGCUAACAGACUACAAAUCAGACUGACACCUGCUUGCCAACAAAACCUCAAAACUAAACUAAAGGAAAAGUUUCAGAAAAUAAAUGAAGGAAUUUCACAUCAUACAACCUCUACACUUCUAAAUGAAACCUACACCGAGCUCUAUGUGACAGAGGAUGGCAGUGAAGAGUUCAAUAAAGAACAUGAAGUGAGACAAAUAGAGACAGCCUCCAAAAGACCAUCACCAGAAACAUCCAUCAAAUGCAGUGACCUCUUUGAAAAUGAUGUCGUCAGAACUGUGCUGACUAAAGGAGUUGCUGGAAUUGGAAAAACUAUCUUUGUGCAGAAGUUCAUUCUGGAUUGGGCUGAGGGAAAAUCAAAUCACAGGGUCAACUUCAUAUUUCCACUUCCUUUUAGAGAGCUGAAUUUAAUGAGGAAUGAAUUUCUCAGUCUGGAGGAUCUUCUUCAUCAAUUUUUCCCUGACACAAAAGAGUUAAGACCACUUGACUAUGUUCACAACAAAGUCUUGUUAAUUUUUGAUGGUCUAGAUGAAAGUCAACUUCCUCUAGAUUUCCAUAACAAUGAGAGAAUAACUACUGUAACGCAGGUGGCCUCAGUGGAUGCACUGAUAACGAACCUUAUCAAGGGGAACCUGCUUCGCUCUGCUCUUCUCUGGAUAACUUCUCGACCUGCAGCAGCCAGUCAGAUUCCUCUUGAUUGUAUUGACCAGGUAACAGAGGUACAAGGGUUUAAUGAUCAUCAAAAGGAGGAGUACUUCAGGAAGAAAAUCAUUGACCAAAGCCUGGCCAACAGAAUCAUCACACACAUUAAGUCAUCAAGAAGCCUCUACAGCAUGUGUCAUAUUCCAGUCUUCUGUUGGAUUGCAGCCACUGUUCUAGAGAAGAUGCUGGGUGAUGCAGAGAUUAAGGAGAUCCUCAAAACUCUGACUCAAAUGUUUACCCACUUCCUGAUUUUUCAAAUCAAACUGAGUGGACAGAAGUACCAAGGAAAGACAGAAAUUGAUCCUGAACAGAUUAAUGAGGUUGUUUGGAAACUGGGAAAACUGGCUUUCCAUAAAUUGGAAGAAGGCAAUUUGGUCUUCUAUGAGGAAGACCUGAGGGAGUGUGGAAUUGAUGUGAAAGAAGUGUCAAUCUUCUCUGGUCUGUUCACUCAGACCUUUAGCAAGGACUGUGGAUUGCAUCUUGGGAAAGUGUUCAGCUUUGUGCACCUGAGUGUUCAGGAGUUUCUUGCUGCUUUAUAUGCAUUUUUCUCCUUCAUUAUUAACAACAAGAAUGUUCUAGAAAAAACAGGAUUGCAGCAUUCCUUUGGCAAAUCUACAGCGUCUGGUUUCUUAAAACAUGCGAUCAACAAAGCCUUAGAGUCUAAGAAUGGACAUCUAGACCUUUUCCUUCGCUUUCUUCUGGGCCUCUCAGUGAAGUCAAAUCAGACUCUCUUUCAAGGCCUACUUCCACAGUCAGCAAGCAGCUCUGAUAGCAAAGAGGCAACAAUAAAUUACAUAAAGAUGAAGAUCAGGGAGAAUGCUUCUCCUGAGAAGUCCAUUAAUCUGUUCCACUGUCUGAAUGAACUGAAUGAUCAUUCUCUAGUGCAGGAAAUCCAAAGAUUCCUUCGCACAGGUGGUUGCCAUUGUGUCAUGGACAGUAAGCUCUCUCAAGCUCAGUGGUCAGCAUUGGUGUUUGUGUUGCUGAACUCAGAAGAAAAGCUGGAUGAAAUUGAACUUUGUAAAUAUGACCCAUCAGAGGAAUGUCUUCAAAGACUGUUUCCAGUGGUCAAGGCAUCCAGAAAAGCUUUGUUGUGGUCAUGUAAUCUCACAGAGAAAAGCUGUGAAGUUCUGGCCUCAGCUCUGAGCUCAAGCCCCUCCACUCUGAGAGAACUGGACCUGACUGACAAUAAACUGCAAGAUUCAGGAGCAAUAUUUCUCUAUACUGGACUGAAGAGUUCACACUGUAAACUUGAGAUAUUGAGGCUGUGUAUAUGCAAUCUGACAGAGAGAAGCUGUGCUGAUCUGGCUUCAGCUCUCAGGUCAAACUCAAGUCUGAAAGAACUGGAUCUGAGUAAUAAUGAACUGAAUGAUUCAGGCGUGAAGGAUCUCUCUACUGGACUGGAUAAUCCACGCUGUAAACUGGAGAUUCUAAGGUUAUCUUCCUGUAACCUCACAGAUGAAAGCUGUGCAGUUUUGGCCUCAUGUCUCAACUUAAACUCUUCAUGUUUGAGAGAACUGGACAUGAGUAGUAAUAAACUGCUAGAUUCAGGCUUGCAGCUGCUCUCCACUGGACUGGAAAAUAGGCGAUGUCAACUAGAGAAACUGGGUCUGUGUAACUGCAGUAUCACAGAGGAAGGAUGUGAUGCUCUGGUUUCAGCACUGAAAUCAAACCCCUCAUUACCGCUGAGAGACCUCAACCUGAAACACAAUCUAUCAGGUGAUUCCAAACCUAAAGAACUUCUGGCCCUACAGAAGGACCCCCAAUAUAAACUGGAGACACUACUAAUUUAAGUGCAGCCUCAUCUAAACUGUUACAUCGGAGAGACAGUUACAUGAAGGAAAAUUCUAUGAACAUAGUGAACACACUCACAUUUUGAAAAUCUUGAUGCAAUAUAAACAAUUAACAACAGAUUUUACUCUGUGAUUGUAAAAAUUAUAGAAGACUUAAGAAUAUAUGUGAAUUUAUUUUAUUUGUUUAGGAAAGAUCUUUAGGAAUAUAAAGCUAGGCAUCUGUCCAAAGUGA
Astyanax mexicanus (Mexican tetra) is the source of this 4317-nucleotide messenger RNA. Its product is annotated as NACHT, LRR and PYD domains-containing protein 3-like. Bases 969 to 4085 code for a protein of 1038 amino acids. NCBI's taxonomy places the organism in Eukaryota, Metazoa, Chordata, Actinopteri, Characiformes, Acestrorhamphidae. The transcript is spliced from 14 exons. The record is from RefSeq and is a predicted model, not a curated record. Gene Ontology annotation, molecular function: protein binding.